AUGGGUCGUUCCAGACAUUGGUCAGAAGAACAGUGUACCUUGAUUAAAACGUUGAUUGGAGAGGGGAAAACAUAUAAAGAAGUGAAGAAAUGAUAGGCUGCUCAGCUAAAAUGAUUACAAAUGCUUUAAAAUGCAACCAAAACCUGAAAGACGUGGAAAAAAACUACCAUUCGAUAACAACUGCAUGGAAAACAGCAAAUGGCAAGGACUCAGCCAACAAUCAGCUCCAGGAAGAUCAAAGAAGGUCUAAAGUUACCUGUGAGUACUGUUACAAAUUAGAAGACGCCUAUGUGAAGCCAAGCCUAUAUGUGCAAGAAGCCCCCCCUGCAAAGUCCCACUGUUGAAAAAAAGA
Molecule: messenger RNA, 352 nt
Organism: Staurois parvus
Lineage: Eukaryota; Metazoa; Chordata; Amphibia; Anura; Ranidae
Source: the annotation of a GenBank genome assembly